Molecule: messenger RNA, 516 nt
Organism: Peronospora matthiolae
Lineage: Eukaryota; Oomycota; Peronosporomycetes; Peronosporales; Peronosporaceae
Source: the annotation of a GenBank genome assembly
AUGCGCGCGAUCAAGUUCGUCCUGUCCAUGAACGCCAUUCUUCGCGGGACGCAUGGCGAGGCACUAUCGAUGGCAGGAAUUGGCCACGAGGAUGUCUCGUCGCAGAGCUCAGUCAGAAGCUUGCGUGGCUCUGAUGCUCUGCUCGACGACUCGACCGGAACCCGCUUCGUGACAAGUGGUACGAGCACUACCGAAGAGAGAAACCUCGGCCCAUAUCGCCUGAUUGCGAACACUCUACUAAGCUUCCACCGACAAGUGUUUGAGAACCACUUCGUCUCUGCCAUCACUGACGAGAACAUCGGAAUGUUGGCCAGCAUUAUCCAAUUUGAAGCUGACAGCGUGUACGGGAUUAUCCAUGCAUUUGCACUCCAUCCCGAACGCCUCGAGCUCACGUUUAGGAAUCUCAUGGGAGAGGGCACUUCACACGGGGCGACAGUCAGGGAGUUUGUCCGUGGCUAUGCAGAGUAUGUUGCUAACCAGGAGCGCAUUGCGCGUUUGCACGCCGGAAACCAGUAA